GAUACAAAGACAACGAAAAUUGGCGAAAAGAAAAGAUGGAUCCACGAUCCUUCAAGUGAUUUAUGUCGGCCUCUCAAUUGCAAAAAGAAGGAGAUGUGUUUAUUAGAAGACGCCUUUACAGCGGUUUGUGUAUCAAAAAAAGAACUUCAAAAAAAUGGAGACGUUGUGGUUCCGAAGUCGAUGUUAAACUCAGAAGAAUCUGGUAAACGUCGAGAACGUCAAGACUCCAGAGAUGAAGAUGCAGAUGAUGACGUUUUUUAUGAUACAGAAGAGGAUCCAGAUGAUGAUACAGAUGAGGAUCUUAAUGAUUCAUUGGCAUGUAAGCCAUGUCCUGUGGUAAAACCAACAUUCUUAUGCGGAGCUGACAAUCGAACAUACAGCUCGCUUUGUAGGUUAGAUUACCACAACUGCAUUCACCACACAUCCAUAAAGGUUACUUGCAAAGGUUUUUGUCCGUGUAAAGAAAAUGAGACUCACUUACGAAAGAAACUAAGGCAAUCUGAAAGACUCAAUUCCUUUAUGAACAAGUACAAGUCAACAUUAGAUAAAAAGGGAACUGUAGGUGCAUCUUUAAGUGGGGAAAAGACGGUACAAACUCCACCCCGUUCUGAUAAAUACACAUUUACUCCACAAGAUUUUAAAUACGACAACAAGCACUACAAGUAUAUAAAGUAUACCAAAUAUAAUAAGGACAAUAAUCUGCUAUAUGCAGAGGACAAGGAAAGGCUUCGUGGAUACAAUGACGUUAUUGAUAACAAAAUAUACAGUAAUUCAUUAGGAACACUGAUUCCUGCAACACCACCAGCGAAACAAUGUUCACCUGCUGCACUGCAAGCUAUGGGCAAUCGUCUUUUGGAUUGGUUUUCAGUAGUCAUGACGGACACCUCCAAAAGAAGAAGAAGCCACACUAAAUCAAAAAAUAAAUCACUGACUCAUUUUCCUUCACUGUGCAAAGUUGAGGUCCGAUGGAUGUUCCAACACUUGGAUGUUAACGGCGACGGACGCCUUUCAUUACAAGAGCUUUACGACUUGGAGCACGAUCAGAGCGAACUUUGCCUGCAACCUUUCUUGCAGCAAUGCGAUUCCGAUCAUGAUUUAAACGUAACCCCUUCCGAAUGGUGUCGGUGCUAUCAACGAACGGAACGCCCUUGUGCGGCAGUAAAACGUAAAAUUACUGCCGAAUUACAAGGAGUGUAUGUACCUGACUGUGAUAGCCAAGGUUACUAUCGACCUACUCAAUGCCACAAUGCUAUUGGAAUGUGUUGGUGUGUUGACAAGCAUGGGGUAGAAUUUGCGAAUACGCGCACACAUGCUAAACCUAAUUGCGACACACUUUUGAAUAAAGCAAACGAUAUUUUGAAACCAAUAACCAAUAAUGCAAAUAAUCACAGUGAUGACGAAGACGAUUCGGAUCAAGAUGUCGAAGGGAGCGCUGAUCAUCCGGCGGAUUAUUAACUUUCCUGCCUAAAAUUCAACUACCAAUUAUAUCUCAGUUGAUUUUUGCCAUUAAUUUUUUAUGCUUACAUUAAAUCAUUCUAGGAUGAAUCUGUAUAAAGUCCUGUGUUGACAUUAUGGCUGAAUCGUAAAUGUAGGCGUAAGAUGUGUAAGUGUAGAUUGCAUUGAACUUUUUUUAAGUAUAGCUUUAUAUAUAAAGAAAACACAAACAUUCCAUAGAUGCCAUAAGAUAUACUGUUAUAUUCGUUAUUUAUAAUAGUCAUAGUUUUAUUUCCUAUUAACAAGUAUGCACAUGUUUCUUUGUAUUUUCGUAUUGUAAAUACUAAUAUGUUCAUGUUUAUAAUUAUUUUUCUUAAGACAAAUGUAUAAAUUUUAGGUAGGUGUGUAUUGCUGUGUUGACACUUAGAAGUAUUAGGGAAUCGACUCUUGCAGCUUAUUCAUGUUCGUGAAGUCUUUAUAGCAAAAUAAUACUAAUUAUGCAUUUAUGUAAUAGAAAUAUUAUCGUUGUUACAUUUAGAUAUUAUUUAUGUGAUUUUGAUGUCUGUAUACAAUAUUUUUAUUAGCUAUUAGUAGAUUUAUAAAUUUAAUAAUGACCUUUAGUGUUUAAUCAAAAAGUAAUAUUAAUGUAUAUAAUGCAGGAAAAGACUAAUAUUUAAUUUUUUAUUAUUGUUUUAUUAACAUUUAUACAUAUGUAUUAAAUUUGUACCGUAAUCAAACUUUCGUGGGUUAAAUCCAACAAUUAAAAUAAUACCAUAUUCCAGUGUAAUUUAAAAAAAUCAAAAACAUA
Messenger RNA from Photinus pyralis (common eastern firefly), 2242 nucleotides. RefSeq names its product proteoglycan Cow. The transcript has 9 exons. Gene Ontology annotation, molecular function: protein binding; calcium ion binding. Lineage: Eukaryota; Metazoa; Arthropoda; Insecta; Coleoptera; Lampyridae. The record is from RefSeq and is a predicted model, not a curated record. Bases 94 to 1455 code for a protein of 453 amino acids. Gene Ontology annotation, biological process: establishment of protein localization to extracellular region.